CAUUUAUUGACUUAUGGAAAGUGCCCCUGAUGUUAGUCCAAUUGAAUCAAGUUUAGAAGAAUACUGUUCUUCUCUAUCAGAUCCUCUUCUUUACGGUCUCUCAUCCAACUUGCAACAGAAAGAGCAAUGGCAGCAUAUUCUAGAAAACGUGUACAAUCAUCUUUCUGAAAUUGCUUCAAAUGAUGAGUCUUUAAAAUCUCGGAUCCUGCUACCGAAGCUUCUUGUCGAGAAUUUUGAUGAAGAACAAAUUUGGCAACAAUUAGAGUUGCUGAAUGGUGUUUUGGUGGAAAACGUUCAAAGUGAGAUUAACAAAAAAUUGUCUGAGAAGACUCCCUCUCCAGAAAAAGCAGAACCACCACCUGCUGACGAUGCACCAGAUUCUGAAGAGCCUGACAAUUCUGAGGAUGAAAUGGACGAAGAUCUUGAUACUGAAGCUCGAGUUGAAUCCGGGGAUGGUAAGGCAACUCCAAAAUUUGAUUUAGCAGAUAUGGAUAAGUUUUGUGAAGCGGUAGAGCAAGAACCGGACGAAGAAGCAGAUGAAUCAGGAGAAGAAAUGGAAGCUGAUAUAUUCGGCGAAGGUGAUGAUGGAGAUGAUGGAGAUGAUGAAGAUGACAAGAUUGAAUCAAAACUUGAGAUGGAGCUCAAAAAGAUACAUAAAAAGAUUUCCGCUAACGAGGAGCAGUCAAUGCAGCCGAAGACGUGGCAAAUGUUGGGAGAGAGCUCCCAGAGAGAUCGAGACAACAAUGCUCUGCUAGAAGAGCACCUGCAGUUUGACCAUGGACUUCGUCCUGCCCCUGAGAUAACUAUAGAAACUACGAGUAAAAUCGAGAAGUUGCUAAUUGAAAGAAUCAAAGUUAAGCUGUUUGAUGAUGUUGAACGGAAAGAGAAACCAGUUGGUAGAGAUAUAAUGAAGCAAAGAGAAGUGCCCCUCAACCAGGAGAAGAGUCAGCUUAGUUUAGCGGAGGUAUACGAAAAAGAUUAUCUAGCUGCUCAGGAGCAAGCAGAAGGGGUGGAAAAAGAAGAAAUCAACGAAGCCGAGGAAACGAUUAAAAACGAUUUGACGAACUUAUUCAGGAAACUGGACGCUUUGUCUAACUUCGGUUUUGCUCCUAAAGGAGUGAUCGAGGAGUUGAAAGUAAUAGUCAAUGCUCCAGCUAUAAGUGUUGAAGAGGCAAUACCUACUGCUGUAGCUGAAACUCAGAUACUGGCUCCUGCAGAGGUUAAAGCGAAGCAGAAGGAAGAACUGAGAACGAGUGUAGAAGAAACUGGAACAGACAAAAAGAGGAAACGAAGGAAGAUUAAGAAAUCUCAGUCCUUAAAAGCAAGCGAAAGAGAUCUUAAGAAGAUGCGAUUAGAAAGGGAAUCUGGCGAAAAGAAACAAACUAAAAAGGAUACAAUUGCUGCAGUGAGUGAAGAAGUUAAGCAGGGUAUCACCUUAGCAAAGAAAUCUUCAGAGAAGAUCAACUCAAACUUUUUCUCAAAACUUCAGGACUCGAUAAACCAGGAAGCUGCAAGUGAUCCUGGGAAACGGAAGAAAAAGACUAAAGUAGCUAAAACUAAAAAUUUCAAUAAGUUUGGCUGAGAUAUUGUUUCAAAUAUAACUUUUUAACUAAUUUAUUUGAAGGAAACUUUUCUUUUAUGUUGUGGUUUUAGAUAGACUUUAAAGACAUACAUUUUACUCGGUGAUUUUCAACAGAAAAACACAGUUUUAAUUUUGACAUACAAUAAAAAUAUGUUCUACCACAUUAUGAAACGUAACGAAAGUUGCGUUUUAAAAAGAUCCUUUGUUCAGGCGUUAUAUCGUUACUGAAAUGAUUCAUUUGAAAAGCUGAACUUUUUAAAACAAUUCAUUAUGCUGCACUGGUAUAACAGACUGAAUGUUAACACUUUUUU
Bolinopsis microptera is the source of this 1893-nucleotide messenger RNA. Its product is annotated as U3 small nucleolar ribonucleoprotein protein MPP10-like. Gene Ontology annotation, biological process: rRNA processing. Bases 14 to 1582 code for a protein of 522 amino acids. The transcript has 3 exons. NCBI's taxonomy places the organism in Eukaryota, Metazoa, Ctenophora, Tentaculata, Lobata, Bolinopsidae. Gene Ontology annotation, cellular component: Mpp10 complex; small-subunit processome; sno(s)RNA-containing ribonucleoprotein complex. The record is from RefSeq and is a predicted model, not a curated record.